Molecule: messenger RNA, 1074 nt
Organism: Nymphaea colorata (pocket water lily)
Lineage: Eukaryota; Viridiplantae; Streptophyta; Magnoliopsida; Nymphaeales; Nymphaeaceae
Exons: 2
Coding region: 321-752 (143 amino acids)
Source: RefSeq, a predicted model, not a curated record
AUUUUGAUCCAUGGAUUUCUACCCAUGGAUCUUUGUCUGUGGCCGUCGAACCCCCUCGUAGAAAUAUGAGCUUGUUAAAGAUGUCCAGCAGAUGAUACCCCUUUCUCUGCACCGUAUCUUGAUCAGCUUCUGUCCUCACUGGCCUUCUUUUUCUAUUGCAGAAAGCAGAGUGGGGCUAUUCGAUGGCUUUGCAAGUUUCAAUUCAAUGAAAUAAAGAAAGUCCCUUUCCCGAAUAAGCGGGUAGCGUACAGGGGUUUUCUCUCUCCCUCCCUCUCCCUCUCUUGUCGGGGCGAACUCGAUCGUAGUUCGAAGAAUCGAAGAUGGUAGUGGGGAGUUUCUCGGUUCGCCUCCCCUCGAGAAUCAUUCUCCCGGCAAACACCUACCGAUCUUUUCCUUUACCUUGUGGCCGCACGCCCUUCGCCUUUUUCUUCCUCCUCUCUCAGAAGUAUCCAAGUCUCCGUCCUCAGCGAAACCGGAGAAAAUUUCGAGUUUUCUGCUCUCAGGGGAACGACAUAAACAAGGGCACAUCUCAGAACGGAAACAACGGAAGCAACGCCCAAGAAGAGCCCGCCGGAAACCAACGGCCGGCAUUUCUGUUCAGGUGGGCGGAUCUCCUAAACCCGGAUCCCCAGAACAUUCUGGCCGUUGGAUUAACCGGUUUGUUGACGUGGGCAAGCGUCCAGGUCCUCUGGCAAAUUUUGUUCAUCUCCGUUGCCAUCGUCGUGGCAGCUCUCAAGUCAGCUGCUGUGUGAGCUGGAACUGCCGAAGUAUUUGCCACAAUUCAGGGUGCAUAUAUUUUCUGUCAAAUGCAGGAAUUACUGUGGAGGAGCGAUUACGCAGAAUCUUGCCAACCUAUAUCAUGUGCUUAGAGAAAGGAGGUUUCCUUACAUUCUUAAGGAGAAAUUCCUGAUGAAGGGAAUGUGCUAGCUCAUGAUGACCCUGUUCGCAGCUCUUUGAAGAAUUGUGUGAAUUCUAAGUAUGAAGGAGUCCGAUGUUCUUAAAGUUCCUAAAAUCCUGUUUCUUGGGUCUGUAAUAUCAUUUGAUUUGCUAUCUACAUGUUUUAUUAUUUGUUUA